AUGAUUCCCAUAGUACCUGAGCCACCAGCUACAUUGGAAAAUGGAAUUCCCAAGUUAAUAGUUCACUUGAUUGCUUUGAAUUUCUGCAACUUCCAUGAUAUGUUGAAUUUCAGUCUCGUUAACAAGUCUUGUUAUAACACCAUACUCAACGACAGCUCUCUAUGGAUCAGAUACUUGAAGAUAAUAGGAUCAUGGGAAGCCACUGAUAAUUCACCUAAUAAUGUUGAUUUCUCUUCAAUUUCUGCAAUUGAUUGUCUUUCUCAUCCUAUUUCUGAUCCUAAUUUGGCAAGAGAGUACUUUAUCAGAAUAUAUACCAUAAUGAAUCCUCCGGUGAACGAGAUGCUUCUAAAGAACUAUGCAAACUUUCAGAAUUCGCCCAUUUUGAGAGAGUUUGACUCCCCUAGCUUGCAGGCUAAGCUAUUUUCCAACAUGGUGAAGUUCUUGCUGUUGUAUAAGGUAGAACGAUCUGCCAAAUACCAUAGCCUGGUGAUAAGGUUAGACACAAUACUUGACCUAUUUGUCGGAACUAUAAUUCGAGAGAUUGGAAUCAAGUUGGACAAAAAACAGUAUGUUGAAGUAAAGAGCUUGAUUGAUGCUCUAAGUCAGCUCGAGAUUGAUGAUCCUGAAAUUGGAGUCGAUCCUUUGAAUUCUUUACUUGAGUUUUUCAUUGCCAGAUAUUCUGAGACGUAUUCCAAGGUGACAGACGACUCUAUAGUGAGCGAGAUAUUUGUGAAAUCGACUGAUAAAAGCAAUCAGGGUAUCGUUCACGGUUUCAAAUUGCAAUUCAGUAGAUUGGAUAUGCUAUUCAGUGGGGAUAUGGCAUCAAUUCUUAAUGAAGAAAUGCUCGAGGUUGGCAGUAUAUUCAAGCAGGUAGGUGAUUCUGAUAAUAUUAGUGAGGUGCCCAUAAUUUUGAAGCUGAUCGAAACAUUUUUAAACAGCUAUCUGAUUAGUGGUUUAAUAGACAAGAUUAUGAUCAAGGCCAGAGAAAUUGAUCAGAUAGAAGAAGAGGUUGGUACAGAGAAAAAACAGCUCGAACAGUUGAUAAAUGGAGAUUCCGGUGCGAGCAAGGAAGCCGUCAAUGAGUCUGGAAGUACUGUUACCCCUAUCUCUUCUGACGAUGACUCUCCUAUUAAUAUAAUGAACGCCAACUCACUCUUUUUCCAGUGCGUUCCGUACAUUCAUUAUAAACUUAUUUCUACGCUUCAGAACCUCCAAUUUCCCGAGACAAUGGUAGAGCAUAUUAAGAUGGAUUACAUAAAGGUUACUUGUGAGUUCGUUAAUUUUUACUAUGACCCAUACCUUCUUGAGUUUUUGGAAAAGCUUCCUAAACAGUGUCAUGACUCUUUGGUACGCAUGGUCGAUAUGUGGGAAUCCAUCAAAAUUGAUGACAAGAAGAAUAUGGAAACGGAUAUUCUUCGAAUGGUGGAUGACAGUCACGAACACAAAAAGAUUGGCCCAUUCGAUAUUUUCUCUACCUUCACCAACAUAUUCAAAUUCAACAAUGGAAGUAGCAACAAGUCCAGCACAAAGCACACGAAGGUGGAAACAGAGAAUGAAAGAAAAAUAACAAAGAUAUCCGCCAAUCUUCAGAUUCUUCUGAGCAAUGUGGAAGGAAUCAAGUCGUUGAUCAGUGUUGAUUUGACAGUGUUGGUUCUACAACAUGUUAAAAACAGCUACGAUUUAUUGCUUGGACUUACAAAAUACUCGACCACAGAAGAUCUCAAUAAGCAGCUUUAUCAGACAUGCUCUGAUAUCUUUACAGAUAUGAUGAAGGUACUAUUGUCCAGGCAUAUUGAACCCGGAUUUACGGAGGCCUUGAACACCUUGCGUAAUUACAAGCCUUCGGAUUUCCAAGAUAGAUUGAAGGCUACAUCUGUUGCUGUAGCUCCAUUGAACAAUUUUAUCGAGUUGGUCAAUGUUGGGGAUCUUAUCUUGCAAAUGGUGGGUGUUUUCUACCAAAGAGAGUUGGUGUUCAGCGGCAUUGUGAAGGCUAAGAAGGGAAAGUACAAGGAUUUCUUAUCGAUGAGCGAUUGUGAGAAAUCGAUUACAAAAUUUGAGUCCAUUUUGGAUACAUACAUGGCAGAUGGAUUAGACAUCAGCAUCAAUGUUAUCAUUAGCGAGGUUAAUUAUACUAUUCUACGAUGCGGAGUAAAUGAUUCAACCUACAAUAUGAAGAGUAUGGAGGAGCUGGCCAAGAAUCAAGAUAAAGCGUCAGAAUGGAUCCUUAAAUCUGUGGAGAUUUUGGAUACACAUUUCAUGUUACUAGAGAAAUCUAUCGACAAGUCAAUUCUCGAUGUUUUCAGACAGGAAAUUGGGGAAAGAUUGAUAGCCAUUUUCAUUAAACUGUUGACAAAACGAUUUGUGAUAUCUGUAAUGGGAGCCAUUCAAUUCAUCACUGACGUAAACUACUUAUAUGAUUUCUUUGUGAAAUAUCGUGUCAAGCCAACAGUACAGUACUUUAUCAGUUUCAAGCAGAUUAGUCAGUUGUACUUGAUCGACUGCUCUGAGGACAGAAAGCAGUGCAAAGAAUUAGGGCGAUUAGUUGUGGAACUCGGUCGAGAGAAUGGUGUAUUCUCACCGGAAGAGGUGUAUCAGUUCGUGACAAGACGUGCUGAUUGGGCCAAGAUCAAAAAAGCGGUCGAUAAGAUCAUGUAUGGAUUUAGUUCGGACGAUUGCAUAAUCAUGUAA
Messenger RNA from Brettanomyces nanus, 2688 nucleotides. RefSeq lists its product as uncharacterized. Gene Ontology annotation, cellular component: exocyst; cytoplasm. Bases 1 to 2688 code for a protein of 895 amino acids. Gene Ontology annotation, biological process: exocytosis; Golgi to plasma membrane transport. The transcript has a single exon. The record is from RefSeq and is a predicted model, not a curated record. Lineage: Eukaryota; Fungi; Ascomycota; Pichiomycetes; Pichiales; Pichiaceae.